CGCAGCGGGGCGGCGAAACUAACCACGAACUAAACAGAAGAAAAAAGAUGGCCGCCGCGAGGCUGCCGUGAAGGGGCCGCGUCGUCGCUGCUCGCGCUCGCGGAAAUGGGACGUUGCGACAUCCGAGUGUCAUCCGUCGUUCGCAGUGCCAAGUGUCGGGCGAGUGGUGGUGAAUCGUCGGCGAGGGUGACCGGUGACGUGCCCGAAGGGUAAAGCGGAGGGGGCAAGCGGGUUGAGACUGGAGUGGAGUGGAAAAGCGGAGCGCGGUAGCGCACCGCGCCGCGCUGCACUCGUCGCGCGUUGCAACAACGACGACGGUGACGAGGCGAGAGACGACGGCGACGGCCGCAGCGGCGACGAGGAGGACGGAGGGAAUAACGACGAGGACGAGGACGACGACGACAACGACGACGACGGCGGCAACGGUGGCGGCGACGGCGAGCCAGCCAGAGACGCGCGAGAUGGCAUCCGAUGGCAGGAUGGAAUGGGUGGAGAUCAUAGAGCCACGCACGAAGGAGCACAUGUACGCGAACCUGACCACGGGAGAAUGCGUAUGGGAUCCUCCACCGGGUGUACCUGUGAAAAAGACGGAUAACAAUCAGUGGUGGGAGCUGUUCGAUCAGAAUACCUCGCGGUUUUAUUAUUACAACGCGACAUCUCAGAAAACCGUGUGGCACCGCCCGACGGACUGUGACAUCAUCCCGUUGGCGAAACUUCAGACGCUAAAACAGAACACGGAACCUGCAAGCGGUAGCACAUCUGAUACUCAAAAGGUAACCGAGCCGAGAAAGAAAGAAUCCGUCUCGACGCAGACGCAAACUCCUUCGGUUAGUCGAUCGACGCGAUUUAACCAUCAGGAGAAUGCGAAUUUGACUCCGACACUGCAAGCUCUUUCUCUCGGUAGUGCGAACAAAACGCGGACUUCUACGGUUGGCGUCGACCUUCAGACUUCUCCCCCUUCCCCGUCUCCGUCCGCGAGACGACACCAUCAUCACCAUCAUCACCACAAUAACAGGCAUCACAGGCACCAUGAAGUACCCACGACACGUACCAGACAACACAAUCACUCGCAGGAUUCUGGUAGAUCCAGCGACAGCUCUGUCUCGCACAGUAGGACUUCCUUGGAGUCAACCGGUUACCGUUUGUUGGACUCGCCACACAGGCAUCAUCGUUCGGUCGCGCAAACGCCGGUGAACACCGCACAAUCCUCCCCUAGGCAGCACAGUAGCGGCACCGGCACUCUGGAGACUAGGUGUCACAAGAGCGGAACUCUCGAAAGUGUGAAAAAUCAGAAGUCUGUAUCGCUGGUGGGAGAACCACCGCCACUCGGUCUGUCGCUUUCGACCAGCACACCCCUAUUUAAGAAGAAGACCUUCACCGACCCGCAACGCGAAGGUAGGGCUGGAAACUUGGACCUAGACAAAAGUAAAAAUGGUAGAGAAAGUAGUAGAGGCUCGUAUGGUCCCGAGCCGAGUACAUCGCCAUAUCGCGAUUCUCUGAUGGAAUCUCGAGUCUUCAGGCAGGAAAUGCCACCGUAUCGUCCGCCUGAGGUUCAACUUAGCCAUAGUUACAAAUCACAAGGCGAGAAGUAUGGUUCCUUAAUGGAGAGUGGCAAUCGUUACCAUAGGGAUAGAGAGCGAGAGAUGCAGCAGCAGCAUCAUCGGGAACGAGUCAAUAGUCUCGAUAAAACGAACCCGCCAGCCUUUUAUCCGAGUUCCAUGCACUCGAGAAAUAUGAAUAAGCAGCCGCAGGAUGGUACGGGUAGCAUAGGUAGAAGGCAUCACGGAUGUUCCGCGUCGCUUUCGGAAGCGAAUGUCAGGGAUGUGUAUGGUGCAAUGUUGUCCGAGAGAAACGAUCCUGCCAAGAGUCUCGGUAGGGUCGCUGGCGUACAUAGCGGUAAUACGUCGAAGCAGCGAGGAGGUCUCGAAGCGGUGGAGCGGGAGAGAGAGCGAGAGCGCGAUAGGGAAAAGGAGUACAGGCGAAACACAGCGUGCAACAACUCACUCGACUGUGUGCCGCAGCCGUUGGGUCGAAGUUACAGUUUCGUGCAACAGCAGAAGCAACAGCAAAAAAUGCAGCAGCAGUUACAUCAACAGCAGCAGCAGCAACAACAGCAACAGGCUAGAAGGAGAGAGCGAGACGAUGAUGCUAUGCACGAACGUUACUUGAUGAUAAGUCAAACCCACGAACAAACUAGACAAAGACUCAGUAGUAAUACUAGCA
Temnothorax curvispinosus is the source of this 2223-nucleotide messenger RNA. RefSeq names its product serine/threonine-protein kinase fray2-like. Gene Ontology annotation, cellular component: cytoplasm. Lineage: Eukaryota; Metazoa; Arthropoda; Insecta; Hymenoptera; Formicidae. The record is from RefSeq and is a predicted model, not a curated record. The transcript has 7 exons. Gene Ontology annotation, molecular function: protein binding; GTPase activator activity. The annotation marks the transcript as partial.